Neocloeon triangulifer is the source of this 1129-nucleotide messenger RNA. Its product is annotated as U-scoloptoxin(05)-Ssd1a-like. NCBI's taxonomy places the organism in Eukaryota, Metazoa, Arthropoda, Insecta, Ephemeroptera, Baetidae. Bases 310 to 747 code for a protein of 145 amino acids. The record is from RefSeq and is a predicted model, not a curated record. The transcript has 4 exons.
AUUCGGUCGUUUUAGCUCUUGGCGGCGGAUGCUGGUGAAGAGCGGGCGCUCAGUGCGCGCGGCCUGAUUAUAUUUUGCAUCAUCUUCAGCGGCUCUCCUCCCAUCAAUCCACCGCUCCAGCGCAUUGUGAUUCCAGACCGCCCAGCUAGUCGGACACUUCUCGCAGCUUCUUCAUCCUGGCCCAUACCUGUGCUUCUUGUGACUUGCAAUAGUGACACUUUUCGAAAACACACACGUGCGCUUAAAAUAGGAUACUCGACGGAAGUUAGAAGAAUUUCAUUGCUCACGAAAAUAUGUUCUGAGCGGAGGAUGGAGGGCAGACCGAAAUUCGCACUGGCCACUGCUCUGGCGUUGGCAGCUCUUCUUCUAGUCAGUCCCGCUCAAGGGAUCGAGUGCGUGCAGUGCAAUUCCGAAGGCUCUUUGGAAUGCGUGUCGUCGCCCCCUGCCGCCAAACCGUGUCCUCCCUCAUCCAAGUACUGCAUCACAGUCCAGGAGACUUUGGUUGAAGACGGUGCUUUGUCGCUGUUGACGCGAGCUUGCAUUCCGGUGGACCUGGGAUUGAAGUGUCAGGAAAACCAGCAGAGUCCUCACGGUGACAAAAUCAACGUAUGCCACGAGGUGUGCAAAAGUGACGGCUGCAAUAAUGAGCCGUACGAAGAGUCCUCCGAAAGUGGAGCCGCUCAAACCAGCGUUUUCUCAAGUCUAUUAUUUUCCACCGUGCUUUUGUUACUUCGCCAAUGGGCAUGAAAAAAAGAGUGAAAUAUAAGAAAGAAGUUUGGACUUUUGUGAUAUAAAAGCGAAAGAGAGAGAAAGAGAGGUUUUGGAAAAUUAAACCAGGUGCGCAGUUUCAAAAUAAUUUCAAAUUUUUUAAUUUUAUUCUCAAUGGACAGAGUUAUUUCAGUAGCGUAAAUUAUACCAUAGUUAUGCAUUUUGCCCGCAAUUAAAAUAACACGUUGGUGUAAUUAGUGGGGAGAGAAAAAAAAACAUAUAAAGAAGGCACACGAGAAGCAACACCUACUUCCGCCAACUUGUAUAAGAAAGCGCCCCCUCGUCUGGUACACUCACACGUUUACUGUAAUUUAUUCUCAUAUAUCUCAUGCAGCAAUAAAUUAUGCAAAAUGACGCGUAA